AUGUCACUUUCUGAUUGUACAUAUAUCUAUAUCAAUCUGCAUCACCGUCGACGCCGUUGUAUUUGGGUUGUUUUCUUGUUGAUCGGAGGCAUCGUUGCUUUUUGUUUCUUAGAAGUUAUCUCGGGAUCAGAUGAAGGAAAACGCAGGAACCCUCUCCAUCUCACGUCACUGAACCAUGUGUCUCUCUUGUGCCGAUCCAUUGGAGAAUCUAUGAACUUUUACCAAAAUGUGUUAGGGUUCUUUCCUAUUCGAAGACCUGAAUCUUUAAAUUUUGAAGGCGCUUGGUUAUUUGGACAUGGAAUUGGAAUACACCUCUUGCGUGCCCUAGAACGUGAGAAACUUCCAAAGAAAAAUGAAAUUAACCCCAAAGAUAAUCAUAUCUCUUUCCAGUGCGAAAGUAUGGGAGCAGUGGAGAAGAAGCUUGAGGAAAUGGAGAUAGACUAUGUGAGGUCUAAAGUGGAAGAAGGAGAGAUCCAAGUGGACCAGCUCUUCUUCCACGACCCUGAUGGUUUCAUGAUCGAGAUCUGCAACUGUGACAGCCUCCCCAUUGUCCCCCUCGUAGGAGGCAUGGUUCGUUCUUGCUCAAGAGUCAAACUCCAUCAGCUGGUGCAGCCACAGCCCCAAACUCAGAUCAACCAAGUGGUCCACCCGUAACGAUCUCUGUCUUUGUUGUCAUCCUGUGUGUAUGUAUUGUCUACUUGAUAUUGAAUGUAAUGAAUAAGAGACCGACGUGAAUCAGUGGAAUGUGAA
Brassica oleracea var. oleracea is the source of this 750-nucleotide messenger RNA. RefSeq lists its product as uncharacterized. The transcript has 4 exons. Lineage: Eukaryota; Viridiplantae; Streptophyta; Magnoliopsida; Brassicales; Brassicaceae. The record is from RefSeq and is a predicted model, not a curated record. The coding region runs from base 1 to 654 and encodes 217 amino acids.